AUGGAGAGGAUACAGGAACUCCUCCUGACCCUGCAACCUGGGGCAGGUGGCGCGGUGGCUGACAUCCAGCCUGACCCUUCCUUGGGGGAUGUGCCGGGGACGGACGAUGUCCUGUCGCUGGCGGCAUCAGCCAACCUCUUCAGUGAGGGUGUCACGGGGGAGGAAGCCUCAAAUGCUUUUGGGGAGGCCUCCCGCUCCUCUGCUCAGAGCUCUGGGCACAGCACAGAGGGUAACCCCAUCGGGGCCGUCAUCCGUACGGCCCUGGCUCGCCUGGGGCUCGAUGCUCCUCAGGCAGACUUGGCCCAGCCUAGCGCCUUUUUCAGGCGCAGCCCUGCCACAGCCCCUUUCUCUGUCCCUCCUUCGGAGGAGUAUUUAAAGGAGCUACACCUCUGCUGGAAGGACGCCAAGGCUCUCCCCCGUCCUUCUUCCAGUGCUCGAGCCUUGGCUGCCAUGCGGGAUCCAGCGCAGUAUGGUUUGGGUUGUAUGCCACCCGUUGAGCCCGCCAUUGCCUCCCUCAUUCUAACCCCCGAUCAGGCCUUGCGGCCGGAUGCCAGGUGUCCUCGGCCCCAGUGCAGGGUCACAGACGACCUGCUUUCGAAGGCCUAUGACGCAGCAGCACGUAUGGGGCGGAUUGGCAACUCCCUCUCCCACCUAAUGCUGGCGCUCUCGACCUCGCUGCAACAAGCUGCAGUUGAGCCGUCUACACAGGACCUGAGCGACGCGUCCCUACAGGCCUUUGCCCUCAUGUCCAGGGAAUUGGGGCGUGUUAUGUCCACCCUGGUCCAGACUCGCCGCCAGGUUUGGUUGGCUCAGUCGCCCCUGACGGAGGCGUGCAGGAAGGCCCUUAGAGCCGUGCCAGUGGUACCGGGGGAGCUGUUUGGGCCUAGAGCCCCCCCGGCUGCCCCCCGGGGCCGCUACCAGCCACCACGCUCUUACCCAGCAAGAGAUGAGGGCCUACGCAGGUCUCGGCGGUCCGCCCAGCAGCCCGCUGAUAGCUUUCGCGCCCCCGCCCGCCCGGGCAGCCUCGGGCCGCGGAGCCUCACCGUUCCGACGCCGGCCCCAGGCCUUCGGCCGGGUCAGGAUGACAGUCGUCCGCGACCCGACGAAGGCCGCAGCUCUGGCCCAGGAGCUAUCCGCCCUCCUGGCCAAGGGUGCGAUCCAGUGGACCCUCAGUUACAACCCGGGGGGUUCUACUCGGCCUACUUUCUGGUAACCAAGAAAGACGGCGGAUUCAGGCCCAUUCUAGACCUAAGGGGCCUGAACAUGUUUUUAAAAAUUUUACCAUUUCACAUGCUCACCUCGGCGGACACCCUGAGGGUAGUUGCCAGGGGGGAGUGGUUCACGACUAUAGACCUAAAGGACGCCUAUUUUCAUGUGCCGGUUGCGGCACACCACAGGCGGUUCCUGAGGUUUGCCUAUCGGGGCAGGCAUUACCAAUUCAGGGUACUUCCCUUCGGGCUUUCCCUCUCCCCGAGGGUUUUCACCAGGGUUGUGGCGGCAGCCCUCGCACCCCUGCAGGCGCAGGGCAUGAAGGUCCUGCCGUAUCUGGACGACUGGCUGGUCUGUGCGCCCUCCAGGUCCCAGGUGGCCCAGGACACGGCCCGCCUGCUGUUGCACGUCGCCCGGCUGGGCUUGACGGUGAAUCAAACAAAGAGUUGCCUGGACCCUUCCCAACGGGUUACCUAUCUGGGGUUGGUCCUGGACUCGGUCGCCAUGAAGGCCUACCUUUCACCUCGACGGGUGAACGACAUCCUCCGCCUCCUUCCCCUCUUCAGAGCCGGCAGGAGGCUGCUUUUUAUUCAUUUUCUUCAGCUUCUGGGCAAGCUGGCAGCUGCUUCAGCUGUGGUGCCUCUGGGCUUACUGUCCCUGCGCCCACUCCAAAUGUGGCUGAACAGCCUGCACCUAGAUGCCAAGUGGCACAGGCAGAGGAGGGUCAAGGUGACCCUGCAGUGUCUUGUCUCUCUGGCUCCAUGGAGAAAGAGAGCGUAUCUGGAGGCAGGCGUGCCCAUGGGCGCAAUCCCGGCACGCCAGGAGUUGGUGACAACCGACGCCUGCCUCUCGGGAUGGGGCGCAGUGUGGCAGGGCAGGACUGCGCAGGGACGGUGGUCUGGCCGGGACGUGGCACAACACAUUAAUGUGCUGGAACUCCGGGCUGUGCAGCUGGCAUUAGCCAGCUUUCUGCCCCAUUUGACAGGCCGGCAUGUCCUGGUCCGGUCGGACAACAUGGCCACGGUUUCGCAGGUGAACCACCAGGGGGGCACCAGGUCAGCACGGCUACUCCGGGUAUCCCAGAGCCUGUGGACUUGGGCUUCUCCCCGUCUGGCCAGCCUACGGGCAGUCUAUUUGCCGGGGGCCCAGAAUCGGGCGGCAGACUUCCUCUCCCGACGGAAGCCUCCACCGGGGGAAUGGCGGCUUCACCCCGAGGUGGUGGAGUCAAUGUGGGGCCUCUUUGGCAGGGCAGAGGUGGACCUCUUUGCCUCGGAGGAGUCGGCGCAUUGCCCCCUCUGGUUCUCCUGGGCAGAAGCGUCCAGCCCUUUAGGGCAGGACGCGCUGGCGCACGAUUGGCCGGACAGGGCUCUUUAUGCCUACCCACCAUUGCCUCUGGUUCUGCCGACACUCCAGAGGGUCCUUUUGCAGGGCCACCGGCUCCUUCUGGUGGCCCCCUUUUGGCCGGGGAGGCUCUGGUAUCCACUGCUGCUCAGGCUCUGCUGCAGCUCGCCAUGGCGCCUCCCCGACAGGAGGGAUCUCCUGUCCCAGCUGGGGGGUCAGAUCUGGCAUCCCGACCCCUCUCGCCUACAGCUCUGGGCUUGGCCACUGCAGGGCCCGACCCACUGCUGAGGGAGUGCACUGCGGCUGUCAGGGGUACGGUCAUGAGUGCCAGGGCACCAUCGACCAGGUUGCAGUACGGAAACAGGUGGAAGCUGUUCUCCAACUGGUGUGCGGCUAGGGCCGUGGAUCCAGUGCACUGCGCUGUGACCACGGUGCUGGAAUUUCUGCAGUCCCUCCUGGAUAGUGGCCGGUCGCACUCUACCUUGAGGGUCUAUGUCGCUGCCAUCUCCUCCCUACAUGAUAGGGUUGGCAGCGCCAUGGUAGGGCGCCACAGAUUAGUGUCCCUCUUUCUAAGAGGGGCUUUGAGGCUGCGUCCCCCUACAGCCAUGCGGUCUCCAGCAUGGGACCUGCCGCUGGUGCUGGAAGCCUUGUCAUCUCCUCCCUUCGAGCCUUUGGGUCAAGGGGGUUUGAAGUGGCUGUCUAUGAAGGCUGCCUUUUUACUCGCCAUAACAUCUGCCAAGCGGGUCGGGGAG
Molecule: messenger RNA, 3302 nt
Organism: Gadus macrocephalus (Pacific cod)
Lineage: Eukaryota; Metazoa; Chordata; Actinopteri; Gadiformes; Gadidae
Exons: 3
Coding region: 1-2838 (945 amino acids)
Molecular function (GO): nucleic acid binding
Source: RefSeq, a predicted model, not a curated record